GCGUCUAAGCAAUGACAGCACGACUGCGACAUCUCUGGAACAAAGCGGCGGCAAGAUUUAUAUACAGCGAUGUGCACUUGUCUUGCGCUCAGUUGCAUACCUUUUGGUUGUGGUGCUUUAUUUAUAAAUGGUUUUAACUGACCACGAAACAGCGACUGAAGCCAGUGAGAGGGACACAGUGUCUGAUAGACGUGGAACUGCUAACCCACCCUCAAAUUGAGCUAUAGCUAACUGUAGCAACGGUGACAAAGGCGAGCUGUGGAGGAUGUCUCAGAAGAAGGCCUUCCUGGUUCUGCUGGCAGUGAGCAGUGUGGGCCUCCUCCUGCACCAUGGAGGCCACUUCUUCUGGACUAUGAAGGGCUUCCGCCUGGACUGCCCCUUGCUGCUCUCGCACCCGUCCCCCACGCUGAAGCCCAAGCACACCAGCAUCGCCUUCCUCAAGACGCACAAGACGGCCAGCAGCACCGUGCAGAACCUGCUCUUCCGCUUCGCCGAGCGCCACAACCUGACCGUGGCCCUGCCCUACCAGAACUGCGAGCACCAGUUCUGCUACCCGCGCCCCUUCAGCGCCCGCUUCGUGCACCCGCACACCGUGCCCCCCCGCAUCAUCACCAGCCACAUGCGCCUCAACGUCUCCGAGCUCCGCCGCCUGAUGCCCAACGACACCGUCUACGUCACCAUCCUGCGCGAGCCCGCCUCCAUGUUCGAGUCCCUCUUCAGCUACUACAACCAGCACUGCCAGAGCUUCGGCCGCGUCCCCAACGGCUCCCUGGAGGCCUUCCUGGCCGACCCUGGCCGCUACUACCGCCCGGAGGAGAAGGACUCCAUGUACGCCCACAACACGCUGACCUUCGACCUGGGCGGGGACAAGGACCGGCCGGCCUCGGACGUGGACUACGCCAGCGGCUUCAUCGCGGGGAUGGAGCGCGUGUUCUCGCUGGUGAUGAUCGCCGAGUACUUCGACGAGUCGCUGGUGCUGCUGCGCCACCUGCUGUCCUGGGACCUGGAGGACGUGCUGUACGUGAAGCUCAACAUGCGCGUGUCGGGCUCCAAGCAGAACCUGAGCGCGGGGCUGCCGGCGCGCGUGCGCGGCUGGAACGCGCUGGACGCGCGGCUCUACGACCACUUCAACGCCUCGCUGUGGCGGCGGCUGGACGCGCUGGGGCCCGGCUGCGUGGCCAGGGAGGUGGGCCUGCUGCGGGCCGCGCGGGACAGGGCGGUGCGCGGCUGUUUCGGGGGCCAGUUCCCCCAGCGCCGCCCCGCCGCCCAGAUCAAAAACAAAGAGCUGCGGCCCUGGCAGCCCAGCUCCAAGGUGGACAUCGUGGGGUACGACCUGCCGCCCAACGCCUCGCGCCCCGCGCCGGGGGCCGGCGGGACGUCCCAGGACCUCUGCCUGAAGCUCAUCAUGACGGAGGUGCAGUACAGCAGUUUCCUGCUCCGAUCCCAGUCCCUGCGCUACCGCAAGAACUACGCCCUGCGCUUUCCCCCGCCCGUCCGCUCCACCAAACUGCGGCGCCCCUCACCUCCACCGCCCACCCGAAACAGCUCCACCGUCCCCCGCUCACCCACUGCUCCCGCUCCUGCCGUCACUCUGAAGCCAGCCACCAGCAACAAGCCCCGCCCUUCACCCAAGCCCCCGUCUUAGGCCUGGCUCCGCCCCCCGCUCAGCCUUGUGGGAAGCUUGUCGCCCCUGAACACUAUGACAGGCCAUUCAGGGGCACUGUGUCCCAUUCUCUUGUUGGCUGGUCACUCCAAAAACUCUAGUGGCAGAGUGCUGUGGUACUGUCUCAGCACAUUGCUGCUGCCUCAGCUCUCUGACGCCACAGCGGGCACCGAAGCUUUGCUCACCACCGGUGACAUAUCCCAGCAUUCCCUGUACUGCUCUCCCCUCUUAGUGUAUGUGACAAAGGCCACUCAGGGAGCUACUAACCCAGUGAAAUAUGUACUUGUCUUAGCCACUGUCAAAUUCAGAGGCAGAAUGUAGUGUGUAGUACUACAGUACUGCAUCUGUAUCAACAAGCAGCCUCACUAGAUCCACUGCAUUACCAAGGUAACAUUACAGGACUCCUGUGAUGAGGCAGAGGUCAUCGACAGCAGGUGGCAGCUAAUGGAACUCUGGGGCUAGCUGUGGAGCUAGCUGUGCGGCCCGUGUUCCAAAGUAAUCCGUAACUGCACUUCAUCUAGGGGCGGGAGACAGAGGCUUGAUGAAUCUUCGGAAUGGGUGGAGCUAACAUCUGUUAUCAGUGUUUCCGACCAAUCAUGGUGUUUUGCUGUGGGGAACUAGAGACCUUUCAUUUCUGUGGUUCUGUAGCUUGGUGGCCUCAUGUUGUCUUUGGCAUUCAGGAAGCCUCAACCACCCCCCCAUCUCACGUCGCUAUAAAACAGCUGACCUUAUUGCUGGAGUGAAAAUACAUAUACAAAUAAUCAAUUAAAGAGUAUGAUUUACAUUUGAAGAAGGAUCUCCACAUAUUCUCAUGAGGCCACCAAUUGCUAAUCUGUGUAUGGUCCAGCGCUGCCAUGACCCAGCAGCUGUCUGAGCAGAAUCAAUGAGAAAUGAAAAUCGAUUGUAAGACAUGGCUGUCUACCAAAAAAAGCAGCUGAUAAUUAACUGUAUUCUUUUUAACACAUUCCAUUUCUUUAUUUUUCUGAAUCUUGAAAAAUGCUGAGGGUCACAAAAAAAGAAUGCCAUGAAAGAAUUUAUUGUCAUCUGUUGUCUGAUGUUCAGGAGAUGUAUUUAGGAUGUGCCCUGAAGUGUACGUUGUACUUACCCACCGCACAUGGUUGAAAUGAUCAAGGUAAUACUGUCUGCGUUAUUUAUUUUAGUUUUUAUUACGAAAAAAGAAGGAAAUCCGCAAUAACAUCACUGUCCUGAUACUGGGAAAACUUUGUGUGUGAAAAGGUACCUUCCAAUGCACUAAUGGUGCGGCAAGAGGCUUUAACCAUUUAAGCCACAUGUGACGUGUUGGGUACUGUAGCAGGAUUUAUUUAUUCCACAAUACCUUUUCAUACGUUGUAUACACCAUAUAAAAGCUGUAUUUGGACGCAAGCAUCCAGUUAAAAAGAACACAUUCUGAUCUGUGCGUUAUGAUUUGAAACAUCAUUGCAGUAGACAAUCAAAGCAAGAGGACCCUUGAAACACGUAUGUUGGUGUAUGUUCAGCUACUUUUCACAUUGACUAAGUUGGCUCAGUUAUGAUUACAGGCCACAUUUACCUACCUCUGGAAGGAGCCUGUUUUUCAUUAUAUUUGCAUGUGUUGGUAAAGAACAUUCACAUGCUGAAUCAACUUCAGAAUCAACAAGGAGUUCCACAAAAAGACUGCUCUUGUAAAACGUGAGUAAAAUGAAAGAAAGGAAAAUACCUUGAAAGUAAUAAGAGGCUAUAUAAUAAAGAGGGACAUGUACUGUACAGCUCAACUGUGAAUUUGGGAGCCACUUUGGCCAUUUUUAUUAAUCUGGGUAGAAUGGGGGGUUUUUUUGAACAGCAUAGAUUUUUUUUUUCAUUAAGUUGUCCAAUGUAACAGAAUUUUACCAA
Molecule: messenger RNA, 3532 nt
Organism: Anguilla rostrata (American eel)
Lineage: Eukaryota; Metazoa; Chordata; Actinopteri; Anguilliformes; Anguillidae
Product: galactose-3-O-sulfotransferase 3-like
Exons: 3
Coding region: 266-1645 (459 amino acids)
Biological process (GO): glycolipid biosynthetic process
Cellular component (GO): membrane
Molecular function (GO): galactosylceramide sulfotransferase activity
Source: RefSeq, a predicted model, not a curated record